UAGUGUAAUAUAAAUAUUUUAUCAAUGUGAAAAACUGAAAAUAAAGUCGGUAGCAGUUACAAAUCCACACAUGUAUUUUUAUUGGAGUUCGUGGUUAAUGACUAUGGAUAAGUGGGGCUAAUUAAAACAGCUAACGGUAUCAAUGUUUAAUAUUGAAACAAAGUUGUAAUGACAACAGGAUAAUAUGUAAUAUUCUCCAUCUUCUUUCAUGAUAAUUUAUAUUUUUUAGACAUAUUAUUUCAUUUGCUUGAAUAUCAGGCUAUGUCUACCUGUUUCCACCAGUAACUAUUCUCAUUCAUUAUUGGAAAUCAAGUACAUAUUUUGGUAUUUUUACUAAGUUUUGAUAUAAACCUAUAAAGCGUCCAAAAAGACUAUUUAAAUGGGGUGGUCCAACAAACAAACUGUGAUCGAUUAUUGGGUCCAUUGAUCCAAAAAAUAGAAGCUGCUUUCGAACGCACCUGUCAAACUCUUUACUAGAGUUACGUCCCCUUGUUCAAUGUUUACAUAUGGUGCGCACAGCCUGACCCAUCUCUACUGCUCUGUAAUUUGUAACAUAUACUGCCAGUAAAAUAAGCAGAUUUGUUUACCAGCAAAGUUCAAAUGAAUGACACGCGAUAGUAACCGUGGAGAGACUAGUAGGAAGGCUGACUCAUUGUCGUUUUUCUAGCUUUGAUCUGAACAAUAACCUGCAAUGGAAUCAGAACAAGAAUCACUGGAUUAUCCGCCGCCUCAUCAGCAUGUGUCUCCCUCCAGUUCCCCUCCUCAACAUCAACAAGUAUCUCCCUCCAUUUCCCCUCCUCCACAUCAGCAUGUGUCUCCCUCCAGUUCCCCUCCUCUACAUCAACAAGUGUCUCCCUCCAGUUCCCCUCCUCCACAUCAGCAUGUGCCCCCCUCUCUGCCUCAUGUACCACCGCCCCCUCCUCCUCCUCCUCCUCCUCCAUUACCUGUGCCCUUGCCACUGGAUGGCGCAGCUAUUACUAUAGAUGACAUGCGUGUGAGGGAGAGUGAACCAAUUAAUGGAUCUGAUCUUCUGUUGGAAGUUCCCAAUGACGAGGAAGAUAUCUUUAAAGCUGUAAGAUAUAAUGAUUUGGACAUGAUAGGGAGACUUGUGAGAGCUGGGAUCAACAUCAACUCUAAACAUCAAGGGAUGGCUUGUACUGUGAGGUGUCGUAUGUUGGCGAGUCACAUCAAGAUGACAAAGUAUACUCCUCUACAUGUUGCAGUCCUGCAGAGUCCUUUGAAGACUAUAUCCUUCCUGGUAGAUCAUGGAGCUGACGUAAAUAGCUGUGAUGGGAACAGCCGAGUGCCUUUACACUAUGUAGCGAAUGCUGGCAGGGCCGAUGUUCUCCAGUUCCUCUUACAGAAAGGUUCAAGUUGCAAUGUACAGUCAGCCAGUAUGAAAACUCCACUUAUGUAUGCAGUGAUAAAGGGCGACCCCAUGUCUAUCAACCUGUUGAUCAAGGCUGGUGCUGAUGUUGACAUUACGGAUGAGAAGGGAACAUCAGCACUCCAUCUGGCCAGCUUCACCAUGCCAGUCAAACAUUAUGUAGUCCAACUUUUACUAAAGGGUGGUGCUAAUGUCAACAUUGCCAACAAGAAGGGUGCCACACCUCUGAUGAUGUCAGUAGCUACUAGAGAUAUCGCUCUCAUGGAGAUGCUGUUGGAUGGAGGAGCAGAAGUUGAUAAAGUGGACAACAGGAGAAGAAGCACAUUUCACUCUGUGAUUGAGCUAAGCUCCAGAGCCGUCCCUACUAUUGCCAGGUUGUUGGUUCAGAGAGGUGCUGAUAUCAACACCGUAGACAAAGACGGAGGCACUCUUUUGUCUAAGUCAAUUCGAUUUGGUAAAAUGGAGACUAUACUGAUGCUACUGUCAAUGGAUUGUUAUCGUGAUAUGGACCUUCUUCUUGGUGAAAAAAUCACAGACUUACGAGAAUCCUACUCACACUUUAACAAGCUAAUGGAGAAGGAACUCAACACUCCCAGAUCCUUACUGAGGUGUUGUCGCUACACAAUAAGAAGCCACGUAAGCAAAGGUCACAUGACUGACCUUGACAAAUUGAUGAUACCAAGAACUUUGAAGAAUUAUCUUCAGUUGAAAUGAUACUAAUGUGAAGUUGUUUCUGAGACAGUCAUACUUGGUCUUCUCCUCGAAAUGCAACGUUACAAGUUUGCAAAUUCUUUUUGUCCGAUCAAAAGAUCAAACAACAAAGCGAUAACGCUUUUCUGCAGUCAUUAUGACCAGUAACAAGGAUUCAUUUGAACACCUUUUCUUUGCCUACACGUUUAUGCUACUACAUAUGUCGAAAUCGAAAGCUUUUAAAUGUUGAGUGUCACAUUGACAGCUUUUAAAUGUUGAGUGUCACAUUGAAAGCUUUUCACUGAUGUAGUGUUAUCGGAGCGAGCUGCAAGCCCUGGAUACAUAACAACAGGAGAAAAUUAAGCAUGCGUUGUUAGCAUUUGUUUGGGAUGUUUCUUAAAUGAAGUGAGCCUGUUGUGAUACUUUUAAUAAUGUGCUUGUACUGGUUGUGACCUUCUGUGCCAAAAUCGGGUAAUAUGUUAUUAGCUGUUGUUAUUUUUGUAAAUUUACACUAUUCCACUUUUAAAGUACUGUCAUAGUGAAUACCAAUUGUUGGGGUCAAUUUCGUGGUUUCUAUACAUGAUUUCAAUGGGAUUUCAAAAUGUACAAAAGAAACAAAAUUUGUUUUACAGUACUCGUUCAAUAUUAGUAUUUUUACCUCAUUUUACUAUACCUACAAAGUCGACCCAUGAAGAAUACGCUAAACUGUAAUUUAUAUCAAAUUUGAUAUAUAUCCAUAUUUUCAACUACUAAACAUUUUCCAUUUAGUUUAUAGAAAGAGUAAGAGGAUAGAAACAAAACCCAGAUGUUUAUCCAAAUGCUGUUUGUGUAAAAGUUGGCAUGAUUUUUUACCAUUACUCCACGAGUAAAAAUGAUAUAGUAUAUUUUUAGGUUUCUUAGAUAAAACGAUUAUGGGAAAACAUAGUAAGUGUGAUUCAAUGGAGACAUAUACUUAGUUUUAUGUAAUUAUACUGUAACAUUUAUGGUAAUUUAAUGUCUGUGAGUUGGAAGUGAUCGCUUUAGUAUGAAUGAGAUACCACCUCUUGUUGUAUAUGAUAUGCAAGUCUUUGUGACACUGUCUCUUAAGUGACAUUAUUGUUAUAUCAUGUACAGAAUGCUUUUAAGUAUGAGUUAUUUAUAUGAAGUAUUUUUAUUUAAUGUAUACAUGAAUUUCAUAUUUUUUGGUGAUGGUAUGCUAUCUCUUUAUUUUCAAAGUGAAUACAUUUAUAAUGGAAUUAUGGACAUAUAUGAUUCCCUUUGAUAUUCUUCUAUUAUACCAUGUGUAUUGCUUAAAUCAAGUUAUAUUAAAUAUUCCCAAUCUGAUUAAAAUCUUACCCUUGACUCACUACUUAGUCUCCAUACGUAAAAGACAUAUGAUACGAUUUAUUAGAUAAUAAGCGUUCUUCACUUUAUAACAGAUUUAAUUUAUACAGAUUUAAUUUAUAACAGAUUUAACUUUCUACAUUUAUUUAAUUACAAGAUUUAGAACUUUAUGAGAUUCAAAAGAGUUAUUACCAGACGAAAAAGGAUAUUGUUUUAUAAUAGAUUGAUUUUUUUUUUAUUUAAUAUUAAUAAACUAAAAUAAUGUAAUCAGUAGCUGUAUCUUGAUUGGUGAAGCCCUUUUCUGUAUUCUUAAGUUAGAUGUAUGCAGGAAAGUGAAUUUUACUUAAUCAUAUAAAUUUGCUAUUUGCUAUUGAA
Molecule: messenger RNA, 3775 nt
Organism: Mizuhopecten yessoensis (Yesso scallop)
Lineage: Eukaryota; Metazoa; Mollusca; Bivalvia; Pectinida; Pectinidae
Product: ankyrin homolog
Exons: 8
Coding region: 692-2101 (469 amino acids)
Biological process (GO): intracellular signal transduction
Cellular component (GO): cytoplasm; nucleus
Molecular function (GO): protein binding
Source: RefSeq, a predicted model, not a curated record